Messenger RNA from Acanthopagrus latus (yellowfin seabream), 2376 nucleotides. It is a transcript of the gene stra6l, whose product is annotated as STRA6-like. The transcript has 18 exons. Lineage: Eukaryota; Metazoa; Chordata; Actinopteri; Spariformes; Sparidae. Gene Ontology annotation, molecular function: retinol transmembrane transporter activity; signaling receptor activity. The record is from RefSeq and is a predicted model, not a curated record. Gene Ontology annotation, cellular component: plasma membrane. The coding region runs from base 114 to 2072 and encodes 652 amino acids. Gene Ontology annotation, biological process: vitamin A import into cell.
GUGUGAGUCACAUGACUGAAACCAGGAAACAGAGAAGUGGUGUGAGUGCAGUUGCUUCCUCGGUCUUUACAGCAGAGCAGAGACAGAGCCUUUAAGACUGCAGCGACCUGACGAUGAUAGGAACCCAAGUGGAACCUGGGGUCGACAGUCGAGUUCAGGACUGUGAGAAUGGCAUCUCUAUGGAUCUCUUCCUGCAUGUUUCACUCAUACCAGCAGUGUUUAUCACGGGGAUACUCUCCUUCCUCCAGAAAAGAGCCAAAACACUGGGCAUCGACCGCAGACUGCCCUUCCUGAGAGGACGUUUUGCCAUUGUGAUUCCUUUAGACACCAUAGGCAGUCUGAGUAAUCGGUGGUCCUAUGGGUUUGCGUUCGGUGCCGUGUCCUCCAGCGUCCUGCUGCUCUUCUCUGAAGGUUACGUCCCCUUCUCAGUCCCAACCUGGGCCAGAGCUAUAAUGUUUCUGAUCGGAGCGUUAGAGGUGGGCCUGGUCUACUUCCCUUUCUUUGCCUGUCUGUCCACGCCUUGCAGAGCAGCUGGGGCAGUGCUGGGGAUACUGUACUCUCUGUGCUGGAUCACUAUUACGGUCUGGGAUACAUUCACCUGUCCCAGUGGUAAGAUUCUGGGCAUACACCAGAAGAUCAUCGUCCAGUGGCCCUGCAUCCUCUCCCUCAUCUUCCUCUUGGGACGAUUCAUCUACAUGCUGGUUAAAGCUGUUCGAAUACGUCUGCAACUGGAGCCAGAGGACCCUGAGGAGCUGAUUGAGCAGCACCAGGUGCAGCAUGUUAAGAGCCUGCUGAGGAAAACGCCUGCGCACAGUAAGCCCCUCAGCUGGUUCCAGAGAAGAGUGUAUGAGUGGGACCCCCACUUCAAGUUCCCCAACAGGAUCAUCGGCACUGCCAUUAUAUCCCUCAUAGGCCUGUACACGAUGACCCUGGCCGACUACAGCGUCAGUAAUGUGGCUUUUGACCGAGUAGAGAAGUGGAAGGAGACAUUAGAAUAUCUGGUGACUUCCUGUAAUCAGACGGAAGCUCUGGGAGCCAUGAUACCACAGCUGGAGGAGUUCAUCGACGUGGCUAGGAAGUCUUGGCUAGCUACCACCAUCUUUGCUAGUCUCAACUCGGUAGCCUACACUCUCCACGUCUUAGCAUGUUACAGAAAACACUUGAAGAGACUGUGGAGAGGGCAGAAGGGGUUUCUUCCUGAGAAGUUUCACAACCCUAGCUCAGCUGUCAGUGUAGCUUCCAUCACGAGAUACUCUGGUUGGCAAAUAGCGUUCACACUGUGGGGCUACCUGAUUGUCCAUUUUGUCCACUUCCUGUUUGCCCUGCUGUUCGUCUAUGCUUUGGUUCUUCCUAUAAAGCAUGGCAGGGUACUCAGCAUGCUCAGCAACCUGGGAAUUACAGUCCUGACCAUCGCCCUGGUGAUCGCCCUGGUGAUUCUCCAGGUAGUUCUGGUUCAGAUCUUCUUCCUCCAGGACAAAAUGUCUCCCACUGAUAAAGAGAAACCUCUGGCUCUCAACAACAGGAAGGCGUUCCACUGCUUCAGCUACUUCUUCUUUUUCUACAAUGUGGUGAUGGGGAUCGGCAACUGCAUACUGAGGUUGCUGAGCAGCAUUCUGGCGGGAACGUGGCUGGUGUCACGCAUAGACCGGACCAUAAUGCAGAGAGGAUAUGAAGGCAUGGAUGCUGGCUACAGCACCUGGGUUGGGAUGAUCUUUGCUGACCACUAUCAUAACAAUCCAGUCAUGGUGUGUUUCUGCCAGCUGCUGGUCUCCAACACGCUGGAGAGACACGCUGCGUCUUCAUAUUCAACAUUCAACAACACGCCAUCUGAAUCCCCUGGGAAUAGUCAGGCCAGGAGGCGCUGGAGGCUGCUUUACACCUUACUGCGGAACCCUCGUCUGAUCCUGCUCAGAAAGCACCACAUCUCCUUAUCUUCAUCACAACGGACAUCAUCAUCUCCACACUCAGAUGCAGUGUUGCAGGCUUGGGUCAUGGCCUCUCAAACACAGAGUCGCCAAGCAGCAUCACAGUUGCCACCAGAGUUUGAUGUCAUACCAGCAGAAGACUGUUAAAAAAACAUUUUCUUGUUGUUUUUUUUUUAAAUAUGUCGUUUUUUAGAAGAUUUCCAUGUUGUACAAGGGACACUGUUGUGUUUUCAAAAGGUCUUUUUCAAAGACCAAACAAAAAGUUGUGGAAUAGCAACUGAAUAAGAAGAUGUUAACAUGUUCAAUAAAUUAGUCACAAUUUGAUCAGGUCAGAGGGAGCAUUUAUCAUUUGUAAUUCACACCAUUGGGCUUGAUUUACAGUAAUUUUGAGAGACUGUACAAUGGCAAGCAAAUGUUUUGAGUUUGAAAUAAAAAAAGUGUGACAGUUGUA